AUGAAGGUGGGCCACAUGGUUGAAGUGAAGAACAUCAGCUUCACUAUCUACUGCCCCAAUCCUGCGGCCUGUCCUGGUGGCAACUCGUCCAACUUCUCCUUCAUGUGUGCCAAGGGCUAUGAAAACCGAUCUUGUGCCAGCUGUGCGAAGGGCUAUGCCAUCUCAGACAGCAGCGUGCUCUUGUGCACUCGCUGCCCUACAAAGUGGUGGCAACAGGCUUUGCAAUGGCUGUGCAUGCUUGGGAAGCAUGUGCUUCCCUUUGCCUUGGCUGCCAAAAGCGCUCUCCAAGGGUUGGAUGAAAAGGAUCGUGUUCAGGAGGAGGCCAAGCGCAGCGCAGUUCUCAUCAAUCAGCUGCUGUCCUUUGCCACCGUCACCGGCGGUCUCCUGACGGUCGUUGCCCAGACAAACGCUGUCGGGGAAAUCAAAUCUUGGGCAGCGAAAGCUGUUCUGGAGAUCUGUGGGGCGACAACCUGGCUGAUGGGUGGGGAAGGGCCCUCUGAAGGGUUCGGCGGCUUCGGCGUCUCCUCUCUUUGCUUGCUGACGGAUCUGGGUCUUUCUGGAGAGCUAUGGCAAGCCCACCUGCUUCACACUGCCAUUCCAUUGGCGUUAGUCUUGGGCUUGAUGUACUUCCGUCCAUCGACCCAGCACGGUCUUGUGGUGGUGGUAGGCUUAAAUUGCUUCUGGCCCGGAGUUUUCAGCUACUUUGGGAAGUACCUUUACUGCUACCAGUUUGCGCCAGAGAGCGCCGCAAAGCAGAAGGAAGACACAUACGAUUGCCCCUUCACUCAAGACCUUGGCCAGCGGAUCGCACUGCGCAUCAUCAUGGUUCUUGUCUUCCUGAUGGUAUCGCUUGUGUGGAUCGGCCUCUCACUUUACAAGAAGGAUGACAAAAAGCCACCGCUUCAUGUGAUCUUCUUGAGCCGAGCAUACCGACAGAGCUGCCACCUGUGGGAAUCCGAACGCCUCAUGAGGAAGGCGCUACUGACGCUGGCCGUCUCUGCUCUUCCCAUCACUUCCUCUCCCGCUCUACAACUGGUCUGCGUCCUCGGUGUUGUGGUGGUGUCUCUCUUCUUGUACGCGGCACUUUUGCCAUACAAGACGAUGCGCUUCAACCUCACCGAAUGCACGCUGCUUGCAACAGCAGCGCUGAUGACCGGGAUAGUUAGCUGCCUGACCGCUUAUGACGACUACUGGGGCCGCGUCUUGCAAGUGGAGUUCCUGUUGAUCUUCACCAUGGUGGGCCUUGUGGUUGUCACCUGCUUUGUGAUGAUGUUUAUGAUCUACCUGGAGUUGCGCCGGGAGUGGCGCAACCGUCCAGUGCCGAAGGAAGAACAGCCCUGGCUCUGGGGGACAUUCCUGCUGAGCCGCAGUUCGUUGACUAAUGAUCGAGACACAUCGUCUGGAGAUAGAGCCCAGAUGAGCCCAGUAGCCCUCAGUUCGUGA
This is a messenger RNA of Symbiodinium pilosum, 1443 nucleotides long. Lineage: Eukaryota; Dinophyceae; Suessiales; Symbiodiniaceae. The record is from the annotation of a GenBank genome assembly.